This is a messenger RNA of Lolium perenne, 1870 nucleotides long. RefSeq names its product F-box/FBD/LRR-repeat protein At5g56420. Gene Ontology annotation, molecular function: protein binding. Lineage: Eukaryota; Viridiplantae; Streptophyta; Magnoliopsida; Poales; Poaceae. The record is from RefSeq and is a predicted model, not a curated record.
AAGUUAGCUCAGUCCAAUAUCCGUGAUUACCUGAGGUUAGUUUGUAACCGACGGAAAAAUAGCAGAGAAGAAACAGAAAAGCUGUUCAGCUGAACACCGCACCAAAAACCUUUGUCUCCAGAUCCUUCGUCCUCGCCGGCAGCAAAACAACCGAUCUUUCCGUACGCGCCGCGCCCGUAGCCUAUGAUCGAAUCGAUUGGAGUUCUUCCAUAAUUUGCGACCCUGGAUUUAAGCGGAGGAAACUGAUCGAGCUCUCCAUCGUCCGCUGCUUCUAGGUGGGGUAGACCAUGGCUAUCCGCCCCCACCGUGGGGUGCUGCCACAAGUUAACCGCUACGCGUGUCUCAUGGUUCCAACCUGCGCCGCCCGCCAAUUGUUCGAUAGAACGCCUCCGCGGACCAAGGACGAAGCCACAUGGACGCCGAGCGGCCCUGACGGCAUCAGCGCCCUCCCGGACGACGUCAUUCACCAUGUGCUUGGGUUUCUGCCGGCGCACGACGCCCUGCAGACGAGCGCGCUCGCCCGGCGCUGGCGCAACCACUGGAAGUGGAUGCAUAGCCUCCGUUUCGCCGCGGUUUCCGGGUCGGUGUCUGUCGUUGUGCUCAAGAGAUUAGUGGAUCGCCUGUUGCUGGAUAUCCGUGCGCCUCUUGACGAGUGCGUCAUCGACAUCCAAGGACUCCUUGAGCUCACAGAAGAAGUUGGCCGCCUGAUCCGGCAUGCCGUGUCCGAGUUCCAUGUUCGAGUUCUUAAGGUCAGUCUCGAACGCCAAGUAGUAUCGGGGCACCCUCUCGUCUCUGGAAACUUGGUGAGGCUAGAGCUCCAUCAUGUCACGGUGGAAGGCACGAUUCUUGACUUUUCUAGCUGCACGGCGUUGGAGGAUGUAGUCAUGACUCGCGCUCACAUUCACGCCACCAAGAUCUCGUCCCCGUCCUUGAAGCGUCUGAGGAUGAAGAAGUGCUAUUUAUUUCCGUCGGUUUAUUCCGCAACUUGUAUUUCUGCCCCGAGCCUCGUUUUAAUGGAGCUGGAUGAUCUCUCUGUUACAACACCCUUGCUUGAGCGCAUGCCAAUGCUAGAAACUGCAUUUGUUAGGCUUGGCCACAGCUGGACUUUUCGUUGUGAACUGCGUCCUACCUGGCUUUGUUGUGGUGUAUGUGCGGGUUGUAUAAAAUUCUACUUGAUGGAGCUUGGAAGUUUAUCAAGUGCUAGGCAUCUGGAGUUAACGGCUCCCAGCGUAAAGUUUACUGUUUUGAGAUGCCCUACAUUUAGCAAGUUAACCACUCUGUUGCUAAAUGAGUGGUGUCUGGCAGCUGACUUCGGUGCAUUAAGUUGCAUCCUCCAACACUCUCCAAUUCUAGAGAAGCUCACUCUUCUACUAAAUCAGGCACAACAAGAAACUUACAAUACAAUGGAGCAACUGCCUACAAUAUCCAAAUGCCUUAAAGUAGUUGAAAUCAAAUGUACGAAGCUUGAUGACAGGCUCUAUGAUUUUUUCAAGAUCCUGAAGAUAUUUCUUGGGCGGGAACACUUGAGAUACAACUUAACAUCAGGACAAACUGAGAUACCGCUCAAGGUUUAACAAAGCGAGAAGAUUUGAACUGUUGUUGAUGGACAUGAUUAUUCCGAAACUAAGGUUAUAUUACGGCCUUCAGUUUAACCAGUCAAUGCUGCUGCUACUUUUUGUUCUAAGCGCACCAAAUUUUCUAGUAUAUAUUUUAAUUCAUGGUUACCUUUUUGUUUUAUUCUCUGGUAUGUGUCGUCUGUAAUUGACUUUAAUAUCUAGUUCCCAUCAUUAGCAUUGAAAUUUCUAGAGGAACCUGGUUUAUCAGGUUCUCAUGGCACUUUUGGUUUCAAAACUUAUAGCUCCCUCCUUAU